Messenger RNA from Solenopsis invicta (red fire ant), 2701 nucleotides. RefSeq names its product odorant receptor 43a-like. The transcript is spliced from 9 exons. Gene Ontology annotation, cellular component: plasma membrane. Bases 429 to 1619 code for a protein of 396 amino acids. NCBI's taxonomy places the organism in Eukaryota, Metazoa, Arthropoda, Insecta, Hymenoptera, Formicidae. Gene Ontology annotation, biological process: detection of chemical stimulus involved in sensory perception of smell; sensory perception of smell. Gene Ontology annotation, molecular function: odorant binding; olfactory receptor activity. The record is from RefSeq and is a predicted model, not a curated record.
UGAGACUUUUAAAAUUACGUACAAAAAAAGUCACAUUAUAUCCUCUAUUAACUAUAAUAUUUCUGAAUUCUUCUGCUUGAUAUGUAGAAUUUCAUUAAAAUGUUAUAACAUUAGUCACCACUCGAAGAAUACGCGGACAUAAUAGAACUAUAAAAGGUACAAAAAAACUUAUUCGUCAAAAUGAUGUACUGCAAUAAAAUAUUUUUCAUCUCUUGUAUUUUAGACCAGAUAUACUAUACGGUUUUCAUGAAGUUAUAUGCUUGCAAAGUUUUUUUCUGGGAUACCAACAGCAGUAAUCAAUUGGAGAUAGCGUUUUUAAUAUUUAAUGGCGCGUUCAACAUACAGGUCGAGUUUCCGAAAGAGGGUGAAUAUUGCUUCACAUUAUAAUAGGAAGAGCGAGAUAACUGGCCACAGUAAUAGUUUUGAACAUGCACAUUAUAGAACCUUCAGGUUACAAAGAUUUUGUGUGGGCCGUUGAAAUACAUCGCUUAGGCUUUGAAAUAAUGGGUUUAUGGCCCAAAAAUGACAAAUUUGAUACAAGUAAUUUAUGGUUAAAACUUCGCGUAGGCAUUUUUUUAAGUUUAAUAGUAUUUGUUAUUAUUAUUCCAAUGAUACUUACGGUUAUACAAGUGUGGGGCAACUUGGUACUGGUAGUAGACAAUUUACGUAUUGCACUUUCUUUGACAAUGUCAUUAAUAAAAUACAUUAUUCUACUGUGGAAAAGAACAGUGCUUCUGUCGAUUAUAAAUGUAAUGGCGGAAGAUUGGAUGGCAUUCAAAUCGAAUACAGAGAGAACCGUGAUGAUAAAACAAGCACAAACUGCUCGAGUAAUCAUGGUCAUUGGAUACUUUAUCAUGAUAAUAGGAAUUCUUGGAGCAGUAGUUCCAGCUUUUUUUGGCAUGCAAAUGAUGUCAACAACAAAUCGUACGGAUCAGCACAAAACGUUACUGUUCGUGACAUACGACUUAUAUGAUACAGAUAAGAGUCCGCAGUAUGAAUUGACGUUCUGUAUUCAUACUAUAUCAUUCGUGAUUGGAGCUCUUGCAUUUAUGUCCGUAGAUUGUUUUUUAUUGCUAUUAGUUCUUCACAUUUGUGGCCAGUUAAAAAACUUUAGACGUCGAUUAGUUAAUAUGACGUCAUGCAAGAACUACAACGAAAUUUUAAAUAAUAUUGUAACAUCUCAUUUACGUAUGAUCAGAUUUGCCGAUAAUAUCGAAAAUACGUACACUUUGAUAAUGUUAAUUGUGGUACUUCACUUCGUUAUAGUAUUUUGCCUAAGCGGGUUCUGUUUAAUAUUAGAAAUGGAUGAAGGCACUACGGCAAAAAUUUGUUUUUCGAUUAUUAUGCUUAUAGUCUUAUUAAUGAAUACUUUUUUGUACUGUGGUGCAGGAGAACUUUUAACGGAACAAUGUAAUGCAGUAUAUCGUGCAAUGUGCAAUCUUGAAUGGUACAAAUUGGAAUCAAGAAAAGCGAGAAAUCUUAUUUUAUUAAUGAUUCGAGCACGCCAUCCUGUUUGCAUUACUGCAGGAAAGAUUAUUCCAUUAACAAUGGCUACUUUUUCCAGCGUAUUAAAAACAUCAUGUGGAUAUAUAACAUUUUUAUUGGCGAAACGUGAUUAAAGAUUAAGACAAUAUAUUAAUAUUUACGUAUCACAAAGAAAUAAAUGUAUAUUCAACUGAAUAAUUACUAAUUACAAAAAUGCUUUGAUAGAAUUUGAUGUUUGUGCUUACGUGUCAAGCAGACGACGAAACUGAGGCUUAAAAAGAUUCUGAAAUCUUUCUUCUUUUACCGAUUAAACAAAUCAAUUUUGUGACAACUUCUCGUACGUAUUACUUUUGCACAUUUGGAAACUUUAUUUCUGAAUUAAAAUAUAUGCAAUAAUGCAUGUUGCUUAAUUAAAACCUAUUUUAUAUUAGAUAAAUAUGGUGUCCAAAGCUGUCAAAUCAUAAUAAUUUUACUAAUGUAAUGUUUGUAUUAAAUGUAUUACAGACUUUCAGUACUGCAUUUUAUUAAAAAGCUUGUGUACGUAUGUACAUAUGUUUGCACAUAUUACACAAUAUUUAUCUUUCUUCUAACUAAUACAUAAUUUUAAAACAAAACAAUGUACGUUUUAAAAAGCCAUUUUUUUUAGUUUAUUCAUGUGAUGAGCCAUAUCAUUCCUAUUCCUCUUGAUCCUUUAUGGAGUGUCGAUACAUAUUUUCGCAAAUAAUAUUCAUUGUAAUAUACUAAAUAUAUGUCAACUUUGAAUUUAAGAUCUAUUAAAUUAUUAAAGAACAAAUUAUGAAUAUAAUCACAAGUUUCACUUAAAAUAUUGAUUUUAAAAAAGUUAUUGUAUCAAAUUUAAAUUAAAGCUAUAAUAUCACAGUCUUCUAUUGUAUAAUAUUACAUUCACUUAUGUGUCAUAACAAUGUCAUAACUUUAAAUGAGACUUUUAAAAUUACUUUAAAAUUACUUACAAAAAAAUCCUCUAUUGACUAUAACAUUUCUGAAUUCUUCUGCUUGAUAUGCAGAAUUUUAUUAAAAUGUUAUAACAUUAUUCACCACUCGAAGAAUACGCGGACAUAAUAGAACUACAGAAGACCAGAUAUGUAUGGUUUCCAUGAAGUUAUAUGCUUGCAAAGUUUUUUCCUGGGAUACCAACAGCAGUAAUCAAUUGGGGAUAGCGUUUUCAAUAUCGAAUGGUGCGUUCAACAUACAGGUC